ACUUGUAGCAUAAUUUAUUCAGUCGCUCAAUUGAUGUUGUAUCCAUUGCUUCUUCAUGGGAGACAAGAUGGCUACCAUCGUCUGUUGGUCAUGAUGUUGGGUUGUGUGUGAGAAACAGUAAGGAUUUCAGCUCGUUCCAGCAACAACCAUGUUAAAAAUGCACUGUCCACUUGGGGUGGACACCACUUUCAGGCUUGCCCAUGACAUUAGUCCCGAUAUUCUUGGUGAUGAUGAUGACGAAGAUGACUACAAGAUCAAGGAGUUUAUCACUGAAACCUACAGCUGCUGGUAUUCCAAGGAAAGUGUUCCCGAGGAUUCCGUCAUCAAGGACCGGGGCAGUGAGAAGGACAGCAUUGCUGAGAGGAAUGCUAAAAACCUGUAUCUCAAGGACCAGGCGCCGAGCUACACGGAUGUUGUGUGUAGUAAGAUCGAGGAUUAUGAGGCAGACGUCAAGUCCGAGAAGCAGACGGCGAAGUGUGCUCAAAACGAGGACUACUCAGACAUCAGCGACCUCGACUCAAACAGGUCCUCACCAGAUCAAGUGAUAUCCUGUACAAAGCAAUCUAGUAAACCUGGUUGCCAAGCAACAUACAGUGCCAAAAUUCAUGAAAGUGGUGGUAACCAUGCUCGGAGACCGAGAAAACUUCCUGACAUUCCCAUAAAUCAUGAAGUUAGCGUGGCGCGGCCCAGCAUGGUGGUGAACACGAAGUCUCUGUUUGAGGAGCUGCAGGAGGCGCGGGACCGACAGGUGGAGGAGGGGGGCGGGGCUGACGACGUGUUCCUCACCAACUCGCUCGGCACAUACACCGGCAUCCGCAAACGCACCACCGACAUCCUGGAGCGCAGCAUCAACUUCCAUUCAGUCCCGCGCAACAGCACGACCUUCACCAACUGUGACAACCCGUUCAUCACGGAGGAUUCGUCAACACGCAGACACAGUUCGCGGCACUCGUCAUCAGGCUCUGAUGGAUGUGGUUCCAAGAAAUCAUCUACCUCCAGUUUAUGCUAUGUGGCAUCAUCACUGCGUACAGAGAUGAAUGUCACACACCGCGGCAUGCACCACUUCAUACCACGGCAUCCUGAUGAAAUGAUCAUAGAGAUCGGUGAUCCAAUCCACGUGAUCACAGAACAUGAUGACUUGUGGUGUGAAGGUGUGAAUCUUAAAACCGGUCAGAAAGGAAUCUUCCCUGCAAUGUAUGCCAUAGAUCUUCACUUCUUAGAAGAAGAAUCUGAUGAAGAAGAUUGUCAAAAGUUCAAUAUCAAGUUCAUGGGUUCUGUUGAAGUGAACAGUCACAAGGGUGAUGAUGUUCUAUGUCAGGCCAUUAAUAAGGUUGCAUUGACUCGUCGCACCACAAUCAACGAUCUUCCGCCACCAAUGUGUACCAUAGAGGUCAGUCAGUACGGGAUCCGCAUGGUCGAACACAGCAAGGAUGGGUAUGCAUGUGACGCCCCCUCUCACUUCUUCGCACUGAAGCAUAUUUCAUACUGUGGAACCCACCCCAGGAAUGACAAAUAUUUUGCAUUCAUAACAAAACACCCCAAAGACUACCGAUUUGCCUGCCAUGUGUUUCUGGGUGAGCGAACGACACGUGCAGUCAAUGAUGCCCUCAGAGUGUCAUUCAAGCGGUUCUACCAGGAGUACAUGGCCUUCACUCACCCCACGGAAGACAUCUACAUAGAAUGACUGGCAGUCAGGCGGUGGAUUCUGCAGGAACACUCUCAAACGAAAACUAAUAACUGUUGUAACAUUGUAUUGUCAUCAACACUUGACAACUAACAGAUUUCCUACAGAAAACCAUAGUAUCAGGCAUCUGUCCGUCUUUUACAGAUGAUUCACUUCCUGUCAUGAAGAAGAGUGACAGAUAAAAACCCAUGAUAUCCAAGAUAGAUUCUAUGGUGACAUUAAUGUAUUAUACUAUCGGCUCAAAGAUGACAUGACACAACAGACUACAACGUGACAGUAUACCAUGUCGUCGUGCAGACUAGAACAUGUCAGUUAACUAUGGCUUUGUCUGAACUAUGACAUCAUUGCCAUCUGCUACAACUAUAGUAACAAACUUACACACACAGUGCUCUUGUUUACUUGCAGAAGUGAGAUGAAUUAGCAGUUUCAAAACAAAACUAACUGUGGUCUGAGACAGAUUAAAAAUAAAUUGGAGUUGAGGUGCAUCAGUUUUUGCCCACCAGAAAUACAAGGAGCCAUCUUUGAUGGCAUUAUUCUGGCACCAGAGAUACGUCUUUGGUUUUCUGGAACAUGAGGAAUAUCAAAUAUGAAUUAAGUCUGUUUAAGUGUUACCAUUAUACAACACUAACCACACCAAAUACUAUGAACAUUCAAUCAUACAUAACCUAAACCAUUAUUACUGUAAAAAUAUUAAACUGUAACCAAAACAUGUUGUAGCUGUGAUCAGGUACCAGUAGUUAAAAUGUAAGACUGGUAAGUUGUAGAACAUUAAUCAAGAGUGUUCUACAGGACAGUUUAACUAAUAUCAUCUAACCACCAUUAAUGUAGUUUGCCCCAUUUAAGAUCCAGUAUCAUUGUGAACUAGGCAGCUAGUUGGCUCAUUUUGUUCAAAUGCAUCUUCCCUUCAGUAAGAGUUGUCUAACUUGACCCUUUUAGUGCUUCUUGAAGACUAACUGUAAGUGUACACUUGCAAAUGUAUUUUCCUUCUAUAUCUUUUAUUUGAUGUUGUCAUCUGCGAUAUGUAAAUUCUUUUGUUAGUGCGUCACGUUCUUGAUUCUUAUCUCAUAGCUUGCUUUGUAUUCUUUAAUGAAAAUUCUUGUAUUUUUUCUAUUAUCUUUUUCAAUACUGAUAAUGGUUGAAACGUAGUAAUUCUGACACUUUAAUAUCCAGGAUCCACUCAUUCAUUACGUGUGAAGGAACAUCAUGCUAACUUAAACACCAUUUGUAUCCAGGUUUUAUAAAAAGUUUUACAAAUUGUAGUCUUUCUUUGUGUCAUCACAAAUAAACAUGAUUUCUGGCUGGUAAUAUGUAUAAAUAGCAAGUAAAAACAAUAAUUAUGUCUAAUUGGAUAAAUUACAUAAAGCCUUAUUGUUUAUGACAUGGUAAUACAGUAGGUCUAAGCUGUAUGUUGCAGUUGUUCAUUUCAAGGGAAAACUGGACGUUAUUAAUAGUUUGUGUAAUGUGUAACAUGUAAAUAAUGCAUAGAAGUGUAACAAAAACAGAGUAAAUAUUAUUGAUGUCUUUCCAUAUUUUCUUGUUGAUUUACUUCUCUUUGUGAUUGUAUGUUUGCCAGUGACUUCUGUUGUUAUCGAGCACCAAGACUAAAUGUAUGUCUUGCAUUUAAAUAAUAUUUACCCAUAAUUGGUAUAUUAUUCUAAUUUGAAAUCAUUGUUAUUGGUAUAUUUUGUUAAAACCACACCUAACUGGUGAUCUUUCAAAGCAUUUUUCUUUGUUAACUGCAGUCAACCACCUUGAUUGUGGAAUGAUAAUGAAUUUGCGUUAUUCACUAUGGAUGUUUAUGUUAGAUACACGCUACACCAGGAAUUGGUUAUUUUGGACUGGCUGACUGACGUUAUCCACUAUGGAUGUUUAUGUUAAAUACACGAUACACCAGGAAUUGGUUAUUUUGGACUGGCUGACUGACGUUAUCUCCUAUGGAUGUUUAUGUUAGAUACAUGCUACACCAGGAAUUGGUUAUUUUGGACUGGCUGACUGACAUUAUCCACUAUGGAUGUUUAUGUUAGAUACACGCUACACCAGGAAUUAGUUAUUUUGGACUGGGUGACUGGCGUUAUCCACUAUGGAUGUUUAUGUUAGAUACACGCUACACCAGGAAUUGGUUAUUUCGGACUGGGUGACAGACAAUCAGAUGUGUACCCCUGUACCUGUCUAUUUAUGUUGUUUUGUGGUUGCUUUUUAUUUUUUUAAAUACCACUUUGUUAUUCCAAUUGUUUGUUAAUACUGCUGUCGUGUCAUGCGUGUUGCAAAUAUUUACAGUAAAACUCUGCACUAAAAUAUUUUGGUAUGAAAGGCCUGUACACUGUACACAAUCUGAAAGUUUGUUCUGUGAGACAGUUCUGUGAGAUAGUUCUGUGAGAUAGUCCUGUGAGAUCCAGUCCUAACUAAGUAUUCCCUCAGAUCCAUGUUCCUCAGGAUCUCUGUUGUCUCAGCUACCGGUGUGUAUUCCCUCAGCUAUAUGUUCCCUCAACUCUAUGUUCCCCUAGUUCCAGGUUCCCUCAGCUCUGUGUAUGAUCUCUGUACAUAAGAAUAGAGCGCCAAGGAACAAAAGCUGAAACUGGUUUCGAGAAGUUACCAGAUUCUCAUGACUAUUUCAAAAGCAUUAGCUUUAAAAAAAAAAGGCAUAAGAUCUUGUAAAGUUGUGGAGAUUCAUUCAACUGGUGCCUUCAUCAGUAUAAUCAAAAUAAUAUUUCUAGUAAUUUAUCAAAUUCAAUUGACUUUUUACACAGAUUCACAUUUUGUUUUUGUUUUUGUUUUUAUUUGUAAUUUUGUUUUUAAUGGACCACAUUAAAAGUGUACCAAGUAACUCACUGGUAAAAUGAUGCCUUGGUUUUUAGCAAGCUAUAUUUUCAUUAAAUCGACAAGUCUUAAAAAGAAACAAGGUGUUUUUUUAGUUGUCUUCAUUGAACGUAUGUGUGUGUUAUUAAAACUCAGUAUGUUACAUCUGGCCAAUAACGGCGAGGUGAAUUGUCCACAUUAUAUGUGGCAACAUGUCUGUGUGCCAUUGUAAACUUUUAGAGAUGCAGACCAUGACAUUGAUUGGUUGUAUCUUUCUUGACAAAGAUAGAAAUGUAUACUGGGAGAGGUGGUGUGAUAAAAUGUGAUAUAUAUUCAUGUACUUACAUGCUCAUUGCAAUACUUUGUUCAGUGGCUAAAAUGUAUUUAAAAUAGAUGUACUGUAUACAGGAAUAUUACCCACUGAUUUAAAAAAUAUAUUUUAGCUUACAUCAUUUGCACAGUUGAAUAUUUUAUUGCUUAUGUAUAUAUUGUGUGCAUAAAUGUUGUAUUGUAUUUGUAAAUACAUGUAUGUAAGAAUGUGUUCUAAGUCAACAUAUAACAGUGUUGUAGCAAGUGUCAUACAAAAGUUGUCCAUGUAAUAUUCACACAUUUUUUAGGUUCCGUUUUCUCUACACCCAUAAUGAACUGACCUGCUCCAAAGUGGCAGAACGAUCACUCAAUUUUUAUUUACAACUUAUUAUUAAAUUGUAGUGAUUGUUUGGAUAUGUGCAGUAAACACAGUAUUACUGGCCUACUCCAACAUGGAAAUAUAAACUAAAUUGGUAAUUUACACCUUUAUUAUUAUUUAAUUAUAGAUUGACAAAUUAAAUAUUGUUAGGUCUGUUAGUUGAUAUUUGUAUUAUCACUCUUGCAUUAGUAGUAACAGGAUUAGGUCAGUCGGUUGAGUGUACGCUCGAGGUGCAUGCUUCGCAGGAUCACCUCGGUGGAUCCAUACUGCUGACUGGGUAUUUUUUUGUUACAACCAGUGCACCACAAAUGGACAAAGACCGUGGUAUGUGGGAAAGUGCAUAUAAAAGAUCCCUUGCUGUGUUAGGA
Messenger RNA from Gigantopelta aegis, 5536 nucleotides. RefSeq lists its product as uncharacterized. The coding region runs from base 149 to 1684 and encodes 511 amino acids. Lineage: Eukaryota; Metazoa; Mollusca; Gastropoda; Neomphalida; Peltospiridae. Gene Ontology annotation, molecular function: protein binding. The transcript is spliced from 11 exons. Gene Ontology annotation, biological process: regulation of JNK cascade. Gene Ontology annotation, cellular component: cytoplasm. The record is from RefSeq and is a predicted model, not a curated record.